CUAUCAUCAUCAGUAAAAAAAGCAUUUUCAAUCUCAUUACCGUAGGACCUCAGAAUGCGAUUAAAAAUUGUGUUUUUACUUGUAAGUGAAGAUUAAAAUACGGUUUUUCUCUUCAGAGAUUGAAGCAUCAUAAAUCUGAUCCCAGAGGUCGGCGGUCCCAGCGGCGCGGAGGUCGGAGACUAGUAGUCCGGAGAGGUUAUGUGAAGGGUUCUUAAAGUUUAAAAUCAGCGUCGUCCCCCGGAGAGGGCUCUCUUGAGAGUACCAAUUAAUACUGAAUUGGAUAUGUUAUACUCCUACAAGUGCUGCUGUAAUCUCCCCUCCCUGCAACUCGACGGUGCCAAGUGUUUAUCGGAGUCCCGGCAAGUGCUUUCUAUCGAUUUUACUUCUAAGAAAUCAAAGAAGCAACACUUUGUGGUAAAUCUGUCUAGGGAAUCUAAUCAAAAUAAUGGGGUUAGCUCAAAAUUGAAUCUUGCUGGUUCAAGUUUGUUGGACAAGAUCGAAGCAAAGUGUCCGGCGAAAUUCUCUUCCUAUGGAGGUUGCAUUCCCUCGAUAUUACAGGCCUUAGAAGAUGUGAAGGAUAUUGACGAGGCUUUGAAGCCAUGGGAACGGAACCUUAACAACAAGGAGAGAACUAUAAUCCUCAAGGAACAAACUAAUUGGCAAAGGGCAUGGGAAAUAUUCAACUGGUUUAAAAGUAAGGGUUGCUAUGAGCUCAAUGUGAUCCACUACAACAUCGUGCUUCGAUCCCUUGGCAUGGCCCAAAAAUGGAGUCUCUUGUGGUCUCUCUGGAACGAGAUGCAGUGUGAAGGAAUCAUACCCACCAAUGCAACUUAUGGAACAUUGAUUAAUGCUUAUAGCAGAGGCGGUCUGAAAAGAGAAGCCCUAAUGUGGCUUGGUGAGAUGUACAAGCAAGGGGUGAAACCGGAUGAGGUGACAAUGGGGACUGUUGUUCAAGCCUACAAGAAGGCCGGGGAGUUCUGCAGGGCGGAAGAUUUCUUCAAGAGGUGGUCAAUGGCCAUGGGUUAUGCUACUCAAGCCCAGAAUAGUUAUGGCUUAUACACAUAUAACACACUGAUUGAUACUUAUGGGAAGGCAGGUCUUCUUAGAGAAGCUUCAGACACAUUUGCUCAGAUGCUAAGCCAAGGUAUUGUUCCUGACACUGUUACAUUCAAUACAAUGAUUCAUAUAUGCGGAAGCCAUGAAAGGUUCGAAGAAGUUCUUUCUUUGGUGAAAAUGAUGGAAGAGGUGCGGUGCUAUCCUGAUACAAGAACGUAUAACAUACUCAUUUCAUUGUAUGUGAAACAUGACAAUAUUGCUCAAGCAAUUGAUUAUUUCAAAAAGAUGAAGGAGGCUGAUCUGGUUCCAGAUAUAGUGAGUUACAGAACGCUUCUUUAUGCAUUAUCUGUAAGGUGCAUGGUUGAGGAGGUUGAAUCCCUUGUCAUGGAAAUGGAGAUCAAUGAGCUUGAGAUUGAUGAAUACACCCAAACUGCUUUGACUAGAAUGUAUGUAAAACUAGGAAAACUUGAACAAUCUUGGACUUGGUUUGAAAAAUUCCUUGAUAAGAUGAGCUCAGAAUGCUUUGCUGCUAAUAUUGAUGCCUUUGGAGAGCUGGGAAUGGUGUUUCUUUCUGAAAAGGCAUUCUCCUCCUGUGCAGAGAGAAGAAAGCUUAGUGUGGUUGUGUUCAAUGUGAUGAUUAAAGCAUAUGGUGUAAGGAAAGAAUAUGAUAAAGCUUGUGACUUAUUUAACAUUAUGGAUGAUUAUGGUAUAUUGCCAGAUAAAUGUACCUAUGGCUCCAUUAUACAGUUGCUGUCUGAUGCUGAACUUCCACACAAAGCAGCAAUUUUUGUAAGAAGAAUGCAGGAGGCUGACCUGGUAAGGGACUGCGUACCUUAUUCUAUGGUGAUAAGUAGCUUUACUAAACUUGGCGAAGUCAGAAAGGCGGAAGAUUUGUUUAAAGAAAUGAUUAAGUUUGGUUUGCAGCCUGAUAUUAUCAUCUUCUCCGUUUUGAUAAAUGCUUUUGCUGAAGUUGGGAGUGCUCAGGAGGCUGUUACUUAUCUUGAAUUGAUGAAGAGUGUUGGUUUGGUUCCUAACUCCAUCAUCUGCAAUUCAUUAAUCAAACUUUACACAAAGAUUGGAUUUCUACGAGAAGCGGAAGAGAUCUAUGAGUUAGCGAAGUCUUGUGCGGGAGGUCCUCACCAGUACUCUUCAAAUUGUAUGAUUCAUCUUUACUGUGACAAUGCAAUGGUUGAGGAAGCUGAGGAAACCUUCCAUUACUUAAAACUCAGUGGAGAAACAAAUGAGUUCUCAUACGCGAUGAUGUUAUGCCUAUAUAAGAAAAUGGGGAGAUUUGAUGAAGCUUAUAAAGUUGCUCAAGAGAUGCAUGAUUUAGGUUUCAUUUCUGAUGCGCUUAGCUACAAUAAUUUGAUUGGUUUUUAUGCUGCGGAUGGACGAAUGAAGGAAGCUCUAAAAACAUUUCAACAAAUGUUGGCUAAAGGUAUAAAGCCUGAUGAUGCAAUUUUCAGGUCUCUUGGUAUUAUUAUGCUUAAGAGGGGAGCUUCGAAGGAAGCAAUUAAGCGUUUAAAAAAGGUUAGAGAAAGAGAUGCUUUGGGUGGGUUACAGGAAUGGGUGAAGGCUAUGUGCUCCAUGGUUAUGUUGGAUGAGACCUUCAAUGGACAUAAUGUUGAGGAAAAGGGACAACGCAAAGGAGAUUUUUCCAUUGCCAAUUUUUACGAAGGAAUUGGGUCCUAUAGGGAAUCAAUGUACUUGAAACAAUAUUCAUGUGGGUGAAAAGCUUCUAACUUUUGAAAUUAGUUUUGUUAUUGAUUUUGGAGGAGUUGUAAGUAUACUGUGGUAGUGAGCUGUGCAUUAAAAUAUCUAUUACAUCGUUUUGGGGGCAAAAUCAUUUUUUUUUUAAUUCUAUUGCUGAAGAAAAAGGGAAGUUCCUAUCAUCACUUUGGAAACUCAUUAAAUUGGGAGAACACAUCAUGAUGAAAAUACAAUGAAGAAGAUGUUAUUUUUUGGUUUAUUAUGCAGGGAAAACCGUGAGCUGGAAUUUCAACAAAAUCAUAGUAGUUGCGGUUAUGGAAUUCAUAAGCUCACUUGUGCUUUAGGAGAGUAAUUUGAGAAUUGAUUGAUUCCAAGGUUCCAACACUAAGGUACAUUUCAUUUCUUAAUAUUUUUUAGAGAUAAUUACAUACAAACCACCCUAAAGAUUGAUAUUGACAAAUUAACCAACCAGGUGAUUUUUUUGAACUAGCAAAUCA
Phalaenopsis equestris is the source of this 3263-nucleotide messenger RNA. Its product is annotated as pentatricopeptide repeat-containing protein At3g23020. Gene Ontology annotation, molecular function: protein binding. The transcript is spliced from 2 exons. Bases 283 to 2787 code for a protein of 834 amino acids. The record is from RefSeq and is a predicted model, not a curated record. NCBI's taxonomy places the organism in Eukaryota, Viridiplantae, Streptophyta, Magnoliopsida, Asparagales, Orchidaceae.